Pocillopora meandrina is the source of this 1758-nucleotide messenger RNA. The record is from the annotation of a GenBank genome assembly. NCBI's taxonomy places the organism in Eukaryota, Metazoa, Cnidaria, Anthozoa, Scleractinia, Pocilloporidae.
UUUUUUUCCUCAACAGCUAAGAACUGUGCUGAGCUUUACAAGUGCGGCCAAACCAUCAGUGGUGUUUAUACAAUCGACCCUGAUGGUUCAGGUGCCUUUGAUGUGUAUUGUGACCAAACGACAGCUGGUGGAGGAUGGACAGUGAUCCAGAAGAGACUAUGUAACAUUGCUGAUUUCAACCGCACCUGGGAUGAUUACAAAAAGGGAUUCGGUGAUUUCCUCGUUCGUGAAUUUUGGCUGGGACUGAACAAGAUCCAACGCCUGACGCAAAACAAGACAGAAAACAAACUCCGCGUGGAUCUGGGAGUAAAUGCGAGCAAAACUGUUCACGCUGAGUACGAAUGGUUUGGUAUUGAGAAUGAGACAGCCCAUUACAAGCUACACAUCGGCAAUAUUUCAUGUAAGCCAAUCUACUAUUUCACAAUGAAUGAUAAUUUUGAUGGAUGAUCACUUUUAUCACCAACCUUGCAUAUGUAGUCAUUCUCAUAGCUAUUCACCCCACAUGUCUCUCAAACGACUAUAUGCCUUGGAAAUAUUUUUGUUAUUCGUGCAUUUGUAUAUGGUUAUGUAUACCACACUCAUGAGCCCUAAACGAUCCAUUUACUCGCAAGUUACCUGUGACUUGGUGGCGGAGAAUCCAUCAGGUGACACAAAGGCCUAGGAUGUAUAGAAAAAUAGGUGUCAGAUUUGACUCUGUAACUUUGAUGCUUUGGAAUGCAAAAGUGUUUUCUGAAACAUCACCUCCACAAGCAAUAGUAGCUUAUAAUUUUAUACACACGUAGAUGCCAAAAAUAGGCCAGAGAAAGGCUCUUAACAAUUACGGAUUAUUGUCAAAUAUGAAACUAAAAUAUAUUUAAGGAGGCUCCAUAGAAAGGUGACAGAUGAAGCAACAGAUUCGAAAGUUUACGCACGCUCAGAUAUAGACAUUGGCGAAGUUCUAUUCUGAGAAAAUGGGGAUCUUUCGAGCAAGAUUGAUCGCGUUUCUUUCGUUGGAAUUUCUUAAGAUUUUCUGGGCCGUUAAACAUAUUUGUGCCCUCUCCAGUGCCUGUUGAUAAGAGAAAUUGAUAAGACCAAAUUUGAGAUUGAGGAAGAAAACACAAAAUUACAAAUAGCGUUGAAACUACCUCUGUAACUCCUAUUUUUUCGGCUUUUAAAUGAUCGACAGGACAAUUUUCACAUAUUGUGAAAAUUUUGGGAAAUUCACCUAAGCAAACUGAAGAAAAUCAAAGCCAAAUUAUUACUGGCGAGCGCCUCUCUUCGUGGAACCUUAGCUUAAUAGCGAAAAUAAUUUUGAUAACAUUUACUACAGCAAACGAUAGUCCGAACGUUGCUCAUCGCCCUUUUGAUAGCUUUUAGUAACCUAGAAAAGCGAAAACACAAAAUUUUCUAGAAAAACAAUGCGCUGGCGCGCGCACCAACAUUGAGCAAAAACCCUAUGGAGCCUCCUUAAGUUUACUUUUUGUUCCUCUCCUUUUUUGUGCAGCUGCUACUGUUGAAGAUUCUCUCUCCGGUCAUAAUGGCACGUUAUUUAGUACGUGGAAUAGAUUUCCAGCUGAUCAUGAUUGUGCACGGAAAUAUGGGGGAGGCUGGUGGUACCUGUACAUUGAUGGAGUUUGUACUGUUAACUCAAAUCUUAACGGCAUCUGUCCUCAUUCUGGAAGUAAUUGCACAAUUCACUGGGCAAAAUUAAACCCUGAAGCUAAAAACAACGACCCCAAAACAUCUGAAAUGAAAGUCAGACCAGCAGACUUUUCCUAG